AUGGAUCAAAACAUCUUGUGUACUUACAUGAAUGACUUGUCAAAAGAAAUAAAAGAUAAAGACAUACUUUCUACUAUAAAAUCAAUUAAAAGUUGUUUACUAACAAUAAAACCAUUAUCAGAUACUUUACAACAACUGUUUCAAAUAUUACUUCCUCAAAUCAUUCGUUUUAAGUUGACACCUAAACUUACAAAUGUUUUAUUACCAAUUAUUGAUCCAUUAUUUCUUUCAAAUCAAACUAUGAGAUUAUUCUUAUCUUCUAUUUUCACUUCUUUUCUACCUCAACCAAUUCAAUCAAUUCUUAAUUGUUGUAGAAUAGUUUUUUUAACAUCAAAAUUUCAAAUAGAAAAUACGUAUCACUGUAAAGCUAUUCAUUUUAUUAUUGAUGCUCAUGUUUUAUCUUCAUAUUAUCAAACUAACUCAUCACAAUUUUAUCCUUUACGUCUUGUCCGUGAUUACAUUGCUACAUUAAUUAUUGAAUCACAUUCUCCAUCAGUUACUUCUCCUUUAUUACAAAGUUCUCCAUCAAUUUCUCCAAUACUUGCUCCAUCACCAUCACCAGCAAUAAAUUCUAGUUUAGAUAUAAAUCAACUUAUUUCUUUCUCAUCACCAAAUUCAACUCUGUCUUCAAAUCCUCAUUACUCAAAUACUCCUUCUCUUCAACCUUCAUUUCUUAUCCAACAAAAGUAUCCUUCAAGAAGUCAUACUUCUUGGAGUACUCUAAACAUUUCACCUACACCAGUAAAGAAUGAAAACGAUUCAUUAAAACAAAGUAGACAACAAGCUGUAUUACUUGAACUACUUCAGUGUGCAUCAACUAAUUGGUUUAAUCAACCAUCAUUUUCUAAAACAGAUUUUAAGAAGGAUUAUAUUCUUUUAGAAGAAAAAGGAGGUAAAGGUAAUAUAAAAUGCCAAGAAAUUUCAAUGGAAAUGAUACACUCUCUUCUAUCUGUAUGUCUUCCCAAUGUAUUAAAUAACGCUAUUAGACAUCAAUUACUUCAGAUGUUUUCAACCACUUGUUUUAUUGGAGGGAGUAUUAGUGGUCUUGCUGUUCAAAUAUUAAAUCAAUUAAUUAUUCGACAUGGAAGUCAUAUGAAGAGUGAAUGUAGAACAAUUAUUAACAAUUAUAUUAAUGAAACAAAUAAUCCAAACAAUAGUAUCGUUGCAAUUAAAUCAUUAGUAUCAUUAUCAUCUUCAAGUAAUGCAAUGUAUUGUAUUUAUACAAUCUUUGACAGAGAUUCUUUAGGGGGUUCAGUAUUUAAAUCAAUUGUUAAUUGUUUUCUUAAUGGAUUUAAAAAUGAUAUCAUUAAAAAGUAUUGUUCUCAAGGUAUCGUUCAAUGUAUCCGUUCAUUUGCACCUUCCCCACCUUUAGAAGUACAACCAUCAGUAUUAUUAUCUUCAGCUAAAAUGAUAGAAGAAGCAAUUAAAGAAAAAUGUCCAACACAAAAACCAUUAGUAGUUGGUAAUUAUUUACAUAAAGAUUCCACAUUAGAUAAGAAUGGAAUUGGAUAUUAUUUAACAAGACAUGAAGAUGCACUAAAUGGCUAUUUUUCUAUUCUUGAUCUUUCUCGAUAUGAUUUUUAUGAUGCAUUAUCUAUUUCAUUGAAUGGAUUUAUAUUACCAAAUGAUAAUAAAUCAACAACUGAAUUUAUUAAAGCAUUUACUGAAAUAUAUCAUGUUACAACAAGUUAUUCGUUUGAUACAGUAAAAAAAUUAUGUAUGUUACUUCUUCAAUUUUCAAGGGAUAUUUCUGACACUCCUAUAAUUUCUAAUUUUCAAAAAUUUAAGGAACUUUCAAUAAAAAUGAAUAUCAAAGUACCAACAACAGAUUUAAUGCAAUUAUAUGAUCAAUUAGAAGAAACUCCGUUGUUUAAAGAAAAUACACAACCACCAACUGAAGAUCAAUUUGAUAUGUUUCAUAGAUGUUUUUCUUUAAUUCUCUCAGCUUUACAACAAUUAUUUAUUAAUGAAUUAGAUCCAUUUUCUUCAGCACAUGCUUUACUUUAUUUCUCAUCGUUAUGCAAAGAAAAAGAAGAAUUAAAUCAAUUGCUAUCAUUAGUAUCUAAUUGGCCUUUACAAAAAUCUAUAUCUAGUAAUUAUCAAUCAACAUCAUUAAAAUUACUUCUACAAUUUUGUUAUUCUUAUGGAAGUUCAUUUAAUGAAGCAUGGCAAUAUCCAAUUAAAUUAUUUGUUCAUUUAAUAAAUAUUCAAACUGAUCGUAUUACUUCUAUUCCAAAACACUUUCGAUUUAAUAGAUAUAUUCCAUACAAAACAUUUGAUUUAACUAAUACAACUUCUUAUCAGUCAAUUGUUUGUCCUGACGAUAAGUUAUUCUCAGCAGUAAUUCAUGGAACUUCAUUAUCACCAUCUGGGUUAUUAUCAUAUAUUAAUCAAUUGUUAAAAGUGGCAUUUGAAAUGACAAAUUCACAAACACCAUCCAUCUCUUUAUUAAAUAUGUUACUUUCAGUUAUUCAUUUUAAUAUUUAUCGUAUAUUUUAUAUUUAUAAUUCAUUAUCAACAACUUUAUUUCCAAUAUUAAAUAGUAUAUCACUUCAUCCACAAUCAAAAGUUGCUCAAGUUGCAUUGGAAAUACUUAAUUCAAUUUAUGAUUUAUUAAUACAAAGAGAAGAAUUAGAAAAUUUCAAUAUUACAGAAACAUAUUAUGAAAUGUUAUUAAUUACCAUUAGUGAUUCUCCUCUUUUAUCUGUUCGACAAUUAGUUCUUUCAUAUGUAAAAAAAUGUUCUGAUUGGAAACAUAUUUUUCAGAUAAUAUCAACAGCAGCCGAAGAUAUAGAAAUGACUAUUGUUAAUAAAGGAUUUGAGAAAUUAGUUGAAUAUGAAGAAUAUAAAGAUAAAUAUUUUGAUUCAUAUUUUCCAUAUUAUAUAAAUGCUUUAUCUAAAUUUUCUAUAUGUCCAAAUGAUAAAGCAGCUAAUUACGCAGUUGAAAAAUUAGCAAAUAUUGCUGAAAAUGUUAAAGAACUUAAGGUAUUAAAUAAUGAUGUAAUUAAUAUUUGGAUGCCAUGCAUUAAAGCACUUGCUAAAUCAAUGCUCAAUACAAACGUUGAAAUAUCAACAAAAGUUAUACAAAUUAUUUAUGAAAAAUUACUUACACAACCUACAUUAACUGAUGAUAUCAAAAUAAGAGCAUUACAAAUUAUUAUGAGUUCUACACUAAGUAUUGAUGAAACAUCAAAAGAUUGGGUAGCUAUCAUUGGGAUAUCGAUUGCAUUUAGAUCAUUAGAAACAUCAAAAUUAUAUCCAUUAUUAUUACCUGACGUUAUUAAUUUAAUAACACUUUUAAUUUUAACGACAAAUGAAGCUCUUCAAAAAACUGGUCUUUUUAUUUUAAAUGAAAUUAUUCCAAAACUUGUUUCUGAACCUUCAUUAUUUGUUAUUCAUUUUACUGAUUUAGUAGAAUAUUUCUAUGACCAAAUUACAACCUCAUUAUUAUCAAUAACAAAUAUCACUCCAUCUUUUACUGAUCCUAUUCAACCACCAAUAUUAUCAAUAUGUUCUCAAUGUAAUAAAUCAUUACCUGCUUGUGAAAUGAUUCAAUGUGCUCUUUGUGGAAUUCCAAUAUGUUCAGCUCAAUGUUUAAAAAUACAUUCACAACAACCACAUAAUUUUACUGCACACCAAAUUAUUAGACAUAUGUAUAUUCCAAAACAAAACGAUUUAACCAAAUCACUUUCAGCGCUAAAUGAAAUAUUAUCAAUUACAAAAAGUAAUAUUGAAAAAUGCCCAACUCUUCUUAUUCCUUUAUUAUAUCAACAUAUUGAAAGAUAUUUAUCACUAAGACUUCUUUUAACUUCACCAAAAAAACAAAUAGAUAAUAUUUUAAAAUCAUUUGCAACAAUAUGUAUUUCACUUAUUAUUAAAUCAGAACAUUAUUCUCCUUUUAUAUUAAAAUUAUUUGAAUUUAAAAAUAUUGAUAUUAUUAAAAUUUUAUUAUAUCAUUUAAAAAAUAGUAAUAAUCCAAAAAUAUUUAUUACUAAUCAAAAUAUUCAACUUGUAUUAUGCGAAUUAAUUAACAUUGACGAUAUGGAAAUUCGUAAAGACGUUAAACAAAUAUUAGCUAUUUUAUAA
Molecule: messenger RNA, 4086 nt
Organism: Entamoeba dispar SAW760
Lineage: Eukaryota; Evosea; Mastigamoebida; Endamoebidae
Exons: 1
Coding region: 1-4086 (1361 amino acids)
Biological process (GO): regulation of ARF protein signal transduction
Molecular function (GO): guanyl-nucleotide exchange factor activity
Source: RefSeq, a predicted model, not a curated record